ACAUAUACUCGAGUAAAAUAGCAUAUUAAAAAAUUUCAAUAUUUUCAUGGACAUAUGAAAAAGAUUAUUAAAAUUUUCACCCUGUAUAAAGAAUGUAAUACAAAGAAAUAAUUUUAUAUACAACAACAAUUGCAAAAUUUGAAACAAUUCUGAUAACUGGUUUUUAUUUUGCAAUUCAUUAUUUUUUUUUGUCCUAUAUAAUAAAUAACUAAUAGAAAUUAAACAACUUGUUUUUUUGUACUUGCGAUUUGAUAAUAUAAUAUAAUUUUAAACCACGAACUCUAUAGGCAAGCAAACGUCCCAAAUCAGUUCUUUACAGAAAAUACCUUCCACUUUAUAAUUUUUUUCGAUCAAAUAAAAAAUAAGAGAAAUACAACGAUUUUUUUUAUAAUGAAAUCCUCAGACGCUAAAAUGGACACCUCAACUUUACUAACCUCCCAUGAUGACCAAAAAAUCAGAGCAUUACUACGACAAAGGUCUUUGUUUUUUUGGUUAGAAUUAAAUAAACGAAAAUCAAAUACUAUAGCACGACUUUACGAAAAUACGGUGAUAAAAGGAAAAUUUGAGGCAGUAGAUGCGAAUGAAACAAGCUUUCGGUUUGAAAAUUGGGAAUCACCAGUUGGAACUUACGAUCACGUAGUUAUACGUGGCAGUGAUAUAGAAGUUUUAGAGUUUGAAUUUACUAAAUAAUAAAAUUAUAAUUUUAUUUACUUUAUUAUUUAUCGUCAUCGUCACUUCCCUCAUCGUCUUUAUUUUUCUCUCCUUUUUCUGCCAUUCUUUUCUUUUUCUCUUCAAUUUUUUGCAUUAAAUUCUUUGCGGUAUUAAAUAUACCAUUUGUUGGAGCUCCACAAGAAUAACAUUUUGGACUUUUAGUAAAAUUCUGUAAAGCACAUCGUUCACAGA
Messenger RNA from Rhizophagus irregularis DAOM 181602=DAOM 197198, 903 nucleotides. RefSeq lists its product as uncharacterized. Lineage: Eukaryota; Fungi; Glomeromycota; Glomeromycetes; Glomerales; Glomeraceae. Gene Ontology annotation, cellular component: SMN-Sm protein complex. The record is from RefSeq and is a predicted model, not a curated record. Gene Ontology annotation, biological process: spliceosomal snRNP assembly.